Molecule: messenger RNA, 345 nt
Organism: Anisakis simplex (herring worm)
Lineage: Eukaryota; Metazoa; Nematoda; Chromadorea; Rhabditida; Anisakidae
Source: the annotation of a GenBank genome assembly
AUGUCGUCAACAAUAUUAUCAGCACGUUCAUUUGAAAUAUGCCUCCAGAAACGGUCCACUCUUCCACAUAACUUGAAAGCGCCAAUUGAGUCGAAUCGAGCCAAGAUGAGAGCACUAAAACCUAAAUUUCCCUCAUUAUGCCCAAUGAACAGUAAUGGAAUAUACGUUCAAAUGCUCGAUUAUGAGCAAUUGGUCAAUGGGUCUGUUGUUGCCGAAGCUUUUAUCGGUACGAAAGCCCGUGCUUACGCUCAAAUGAUAUGCGGUUCGACUGUCGCCACCAAUCCUCCCCGAAAACGCCUACUCGAAUCAAAUACCAGCUCGUUUAAUACUGUCGAACCUCCAUGA